GGUGGGCGGGGCCCGGCCAGCCGAGGGGUUAUAAUGCCACCCGAGCCAGGCGCGCGGCUGCCGCGGCUCGGUACCCGAUCCUCACGGCCAUGGGCGGAAAGAAAGUUUGCAUCGUGGGCUCCGGCAACUGGGGUUCAGCUAUUGCCAAGAUUGUGGGAAGUAAUGCAGCCAGACUGGAUACGUUUGAUACCACUGUGAACAUGUGGGUGUUUGAAGAGGAGAUUGCUGGCCAGAAGCUCACCGAGAUCAUCAAUACGCAGCAUGAGAACGUCAAGUAUUUGCCCGGCCAUAAACUUCCACCCAAUGUGGUGGCAGUGCCCGAUGUGUUAAAAGCUUCCGCUGAUGCAGACAUCCUCAUUUUUGUGGUGCCCCACCAAUUCAUUGGGAAGCUCUGUGAGCAGAUGAAGGGACAUACCAAGAAAGAAGCAAUAGGCAUCUCGCUCAUCAAGGGUGUGGACGAAGGUCCUGAUGGGCUGAAGCUGAUCUCAGACAUCAUCCGUGAGCUGCUAGGCAUUGAAAUGAGUGUGCUGAUGGGAGCCAACAUUGCCAAUGAGGUGGCAGAGGAGAAGUUCUGUGAGACCACCAUUGGCUGCAGGAACCUAGAGCAUGGACAGGUUCUGAAGGAACUGAUGCAGACACCCAACUUCCGAAUCACAGUGGUGCAGGAAGCAGACACAGUAGAGCUCUGUGGUGCCCUCAAGAAUGUGGUGGCUGUUGGAGCUGGGUUCUGUGAUGGGUUGGGCUUUGGAGACAACACCAAGGCAGCUGUCAUCCGUCUGGGCCUGAUGGAGAUGAUUGCCUUUGCCAAGCUCUUUUGCAAGGGCCCCGUCACUUCUUCCACCUUCCUAGAAAGCUGUGGGAUUGCUGACCUGAUUACCACCUGCUAUGGAGGCCGUAACCGUAAAGUAGCUGAGGCUUUUGCCAAGACUGGCAAGUCUAUCGAGCAACUGGAGAAUGAGAUGCUCAAUGGGCAGAAACUACAGGGUCCUCAGACAUCAGCAGAGCUGCAUCACAUUCUGAAGCACAGGAAUCUGGUAGACAAAUUCCCACUCUUCACCGCUGUCUAUGAGGUCUGCUAUAAAAACAAACCUGUUUCUGAGUUUAUUACGUGUCUUCAGGACCACCCUGAACACUUGUGACUGCCCUUAACCUCACUCCAGCAUGGAGAAGAAAGAUCUCUCCCCACCAGCUUCACUGCUGCCACCUCAACAAGGGAAAGCAACCGACAGUCCAAAGCAAAGCAUGCUUGCGAGGCACCCAAUGCUCCCCAGCAGUAGAGCUCUUGGAACAAAGGAGGAGAUUCCCGCCCUUUACCAGGCCCGCCUUCACUAUCUGCUGAAUUGUCUAGGCUGACAAUUCUGCCUGUCCCAUUAGGUCUCUGUUCUUGUUAGAAUAGAACCCCUCCUUCUUCCUAUAAUAUCCACAGCAGCCAAAGCUUCAGCUUUUAUCUUCUCUCUUAAAGAGGCGUUUCCUUGCCCUGCCUCAUCUCUGCUCCAUUUCUCUGACUUGAAUUUAAAUUAUCUGGCUGAGGGUUCAAACUGGAUUCUUGAUAGUUUUACUUGGCUAAAGAGCCUGUCAAAACCAUGGAGUAAAUGCUUAUCUUCCCUCUCAGAUCAGAAGUACCAGACAUAUUUAACACUAGAAGCUAAUUCCAGGGUCCUUUUCUCAAGACAAGGCAAGAUCUCAGCAUUCUUGAUAUCCAUGGGUAUGGGAAUGCUAGUCAGGAUUGUGAAUAUUGUUAUUUUGAAGAAUAAAUCUUAAAAUGAGACAUGUUUGAUUCCUGACCUCUGGACUAUAUACAGGCCACGACUGAAGAGAUGAUACUGAAAUCUCAGCAGCAUGGAUUUUUAAAAAGGGAAAGAGAAAAAAUCAACACAGAAGGAAAAUUUCAGCACUAGAAUGGUAGUUCAUCUUUAUACAGGCGCUUAAAGUGACUUUUACAUGUGAAGUGAGAAAGUGAAGGAGAGGCAUUUGUAAUGCAGAUGAGGGUUCUGACAAGUAAACUGCUGUCCUCUUCAGUCGUCAUGUGGAAAUAGCCUUAAAAUGCAUGUUCAGAGGCUGAGAUCACAUACACAGACACCCCUUUAGGAAUGUCAAAGGCAUGAUAUUAAACACAGCAAGAGUUG
This is a messenger RNA of Candoia aspera, 2126 nucleotides long. It is a transcript of the gene GPD1, whose product is annotated as glycerol-3-phosphate dehydrogenase 1. NCBI's taxonomy places the organism in Eukaryota, Metazoa, Chordata, Lepidosauria, Squamata, Candoiidae. The transcript is spliced from 8 exons. Bases 90 to 1139 code for a protein of 349 amino acids. Gene Ontology annotation, cellular component: glycerol-3-phosphate dehydrogenase (FAD) complex; cytosol. Gene Ontology annotation, biological process: glycerol-3-phosphate catabolic process; carbohydrate metabolic process. Gene Ontology annotation, molecular function: NAD binding; glycerol-3-phosphate dehydrogenase [NAD(P)+] activity; protein homodimerization activity. The record is from RefSeq and is a predicted model, not a curated record.